Messenger RNA from Letharia columbiana, 1023 nucleotides. RefSeq lists its product as uncharacterized. Bases 1 to 1023 code for a protein of 340 amino acids. The record is from RefSeq and is a predicted model, not a curated record. The transcript has 2 exons. NCBI's taxonomy places the organism in Eukaryota, Fungi, Ascomycota, Lecanoromycetes, Lecanorales, Parmeliaceae.
AUGACUCCUAGCAAAGACAAGAGGCCUCUGCCCUCGUCUACUUCGAUGGCAUUCCACCAGUCUCCUGAGCUGCCAGAAACUUUUCAGCAAUGGAAAACAGCUCUCGAGCAGGUGAAUAUUUUGUAUCUGAAGGGACAAUGGAAACAUUGCUCCGCUCAAUGCAGUCAACUUCUGCUAAAGGCAAAGACCCAACCUCAUCCAUUACACACUACUUACCUCCACUUCUACUCGGCGGUUUCGAGCGAAGCGAUAGGUCGUCUCACCCAUAAUUUGUCGCCUGUCAAGAUACACCUCCUCGAGCAGGCCAAAAUCUCCUACCAAGCUGCUGCUUCAUCGCUCCCUCAGGCAGAUGUCACCCACGAUUACCAUGGCCAAUCCGACGCCGAUACGCGCUCCACAUGUUCAACUCCGAGUGAUGAGGGAUCCGAUUCCUGGAGUGGUAACCCACCCAGACCCCGUGGCUCAAGUCAGCACGAGCACCCCACUCUUAACACCUCGUCACUUUCUUCGAUCGACUCGGACGGAUUGCCUCAAGCCGGCACGAAGUUCAGGCCUUCCCCUCUGCGUAUACGGAAGAUCCCCAGCUUCAGGGACGAGCUCACGGACAGCGGAGAUGAUGAGCAGUCCGUCUCGCCUUGCCUACACCCUCACAGUCCUCCGCAACAGCGCCGUGCAUCCACAGCCCAGUCGGAUUCCAGACCCACAUCCAUCACCUUCUCCGUCUCUGUCGACUCCUGGCUUCAGGCCCGCUCGUACGAGCGAUACAACAACCGCCUCGCUGCGUUCGCUGAAGUGAUAGCCAACCACAUCUCAACAAUCGACAUUUUGAUCCAGAAGACCCGAGGGGUACAGAGCGCAAGGUACUUUACAAAGAGACUAGCGAGCCACGGGGCAGACGAAGAAUCGAGGGCAGCAAAUUUGAGAUUCAGGAUCGCAAGACUCAAGGCGAGUGGAUGGAAGAUGGAGCGGUUCGCAGCGGAGAGGUAUCAGGAACUCUGCGCAAGGGCGUUGGCGGAAUUGUGA